Molecule: messenger RNA, 4050 nt
Organism: Esox lucius (northern pike)
Lineage: Eukaryota; Metazoa; Chordata; Actinopteri; Esociformes; Esocidae
Product: adhesion G-protein coupled receptor G2
Exons: 31
Coding region: 194-4009 (1271 amino acids)
Biological process (GO): cell surface receptor signaling pathway; adenylate cyclase-activating G protein-coupled receptor signaling pathway
Cellular component (GO): membrane
Molecular function (GO): G protein-coupled receptor activity
Source: RefSeq, a predicted model, not a curated record
UCCAAAUAAAGAAACAGGUUUGUUUAGAAACUGAGAGAACGAGAAACUCCCUGCUGGUGAAGCAGAGCAAACCCUCACCUCCUUUCCCUCCCUGUACUGUAGCUGCAAAAACUGUUUGACUGUAAACAGUUUUCUCUCCACCUCACGGCAUAAUGAGUAGAAUUACAUCAGUCUUAAUUUAAAACUGAUAAAUAUGUCUUUGCUAUAUGGCCAAAUGCUUAGAAUUGCAGUAAUAUCCUUCAUUUUCACCCCAUCAGGUUCGACAGUGAUCUUUGAAAACACCACUUCUCCUGGAUCCUCCACAUCCUUGGCAACAACAGUCACCUCUAACGUCACUACAGGUUCGACAGUGAUCUUUGAAAACACCACUUCUCCUGGAUCCUCCACAUCCUUGGCAACAACAGUCACCUCUAACGUCACUACAGUGACAUCUGAAAAUACCACUUCUCCUGGAUCUGCCACAUCUUUGGCAACAACAGUCACCUCUAACGUCACUACAGAUGUGUACUACUGGAUGGUCCUGACUGUGAAUGUGAAUGGAGACCUGAAGAAUGAAUCAGACAUUGAUGACUGGCUCUCUGGUCUAUUUGAAACUUACUUGGACACCUGCAGUCCUGUACUAUCAAAUGGCACGAUGUUGACAGACACACUGCAAACCUCCUCAGUCAGUUCGACAUAUCUGGCUGCUUCCAGCCAGUUUCAGGGCCUGGAAGCGACAUGCGCCAAUAAAACAGAUAUCAGGAGUACUCAAUGCAACAUGCUGCUGAAGCUAAGGAACCCCAUGUUACCCUGUUGUUUCCAGCGGGCCCUGAUGUUGGGGGCGCAGAACAGCUCCAUACAAGCCCAAAUUGUGGGAAAUAGAGUGGAGAGAGUGGGUGCGGGUCUGUGUGAUAGCCAACUUCCACCGAUUAAUGGUUUGGCGAAUUGUGACCCCUUCCUCAACAGCACCUUUUCUCCUCCAAACAUGUGUAACUCCAAGGGACCCGUGAACAUCUCGUGUGGACAGGAUGUGUCUGUUUCUGUACCUCUUGGGAACCAAACCCAAAUGAACUGUAGCAAUUCCACUGAAACCCUUGUCGCGAAUACCACAAUGUGCAACUGCUCUUCUUAUUGUACCAGUACAGAUACUUACUAUACAUUUGGCAUACAGAUCACAGAUCCCACUAUAAACAUUUCAUACAUCUACUAUCUGAUGAAUGUGCUACAAAACACUCUUCUGUGCAACAACAGUUCAGAGAACGGUCCUUCUUGUUUGCUGCCUAACAUAUCGACUAUAAAUCAGGAUACUAAUGUGCAAUGUAUUGGCGAAAUGACUAAUCUCCAAAGUUGCAGGAUUAUUGUACGCUUGAACAUGUACUUCCCUGUAUGUGAAGUAAAUACUGCCUUGAUGGCAGUCUUCAGUACUGAGCAGAAUAUUGGCUACAAUGGACAGGUGACGCAAGCUGGGAUUUGUGGUUCGCCAGGACCAAAUGGAGAUUUAUUGGAUUCAGCGUUUAUCUACCUGAAUUUUUCCAUUACUCCCCUUCAGUUCUGUGGGUUUGAAGAGAGCUUCUACAUAACUGGGUGCAACCAAGGAACAAAUAUAUGUGUCCUCCUAAAUGAGGUGUGCGUCCCCAAUGUUAAUACGUCACCCAGCCCGAUAACAAACAUCACAUUACCGGCGAACACAACCAUGCUGUCUCCUCCACCUUACACCACUUUACAACCCAACACCACCUCUACUGCCUUGAAUACUACCACAUCGCAACCCAACACCACCUCUACUGCCUUGAAUACUACCACAUCGCAACCCAACACCAACUCUACUGCCUUGAAUACUACCACAUCGCAACCCAACACCACCUCUACUGCCUUGAAUACUACCACAUCGCAACCCAACACCAACUCUACUGCCUUGAAUACUACCACAUCGCAACCCAACGCCAUCAGCCAGGGUAACACCACUGCAAACACCUCGGCCCCCAUCGUCCCACCAGCAAAUGCCACGGCAGCCCCUUCAGACAGCACCUCGCCGCCUGUGAUAAUGACCACCCCAGCCUCCAGCACCACAGCUGGCAGUAAUGAACAGCAGGCGAACAACUUGCUGGAUCUGACAAAAGAUGUGUCCGCGCUGAAUACCUCCCAGGUAAAUCAGCUGGUGUCCCAGCUGGAGGCCCUGCUGGCUGGGCCCAACGUCAGCCUGGCCCUGGGAAACACCUCACUGAAUAUUGUCAGCAACCUGCUAGGUGCCUCUCCUGAUGUCUUGGCCUCCUCCUCCACACAGAUCAUUGGGAUUGUUGACACUGUGGGCCUGAAACUGGUCGUCCAGCAGGAGGUUUCGAUUUUAACAAAGUCGGUCGCUCUUGCUGUCAAAACAGUGGACGGGAGUAAUUUCCAGCAAACGUCUUUCUCCAUCCCAGACCCCAACAGUGUGCAGAUCCGUGAUGUCGUCAGAGCCAGGAGGAGUAUGACAGAGGCGUCUUCCCUCCCUCAGGGCUCCGUCACGUUCCCCUCCACUCUCACAGCAAACCUCUCUCCUGAGCAGCAGCUACAGGCCUCCCGACUCCAGUUCAACUUCUACCAGAAGAGCACUGUCUUCCAGGACCCCGCCCUAGGAUCCAGCAGACUGAAUAGUGGAAUACUGGGGGCCAGUGUGGCCAACCUGUCCAUUCAGUCGCUGCGUGAUGAUGUGGUCAUCACCCUGAGAAACACAGAGCCAAUUCCAGCAAACUUUGUGGUUUCAUGUGCAUUCUGGGACUUUAGCGUAAAUGGUGGCUCUGGAGGCUGGAACCGAAACGGCUGCUCUGUCCAGAACAGCACAGACAACGAGACUGUCUGUGCCUGCAACCAUCUCACCAGCUUUGGUGUACUACUAGACCUCUCCAGAACGGGCAUAACCAGCCCUCUCCAGGACACAAUCCUCACCUACAUCACAUACAUCGGCUGUGGAGUGUCUGCCAUCUUCCUGUCCGUCACUCUGCUCACCUACCUGGCCUUCGGAAAACUGCGUAAGGACAUACCUUCUAAGAUCCUGAUCCAGCUUUGUCUGGCCCUGUUGUUCCUGAACCUGGUGUUCCUCCUGGACUCCUGGCUGGCCCUCUACCCCAACGCCAAGGGGCUGUGCAUCUCCACUGCCUGGUUCCUCCACUACUUCCUACUGGCGUCCUUCACCUGGAUGGGCUUGGAGGCAGUUCACAUGUACAUAGCCCUGGUCAAGGUCUUCAACACGUACAUAUCCAACCACAUGCUCAAGUUUUCUCUCGUCGGCUGGGGCGUGCCACUUCUUGUGGUCAUCAUCGUUAUUGCUAUUGAUAAGGACAAUUACGGCCUUGUUGGCUACGCAAAGUACUCGGAUGGCACCCCUUCAGAUGACUUCUGCUGGCUGAAGAACGACAUUGCCUUCUAUGUAGCCGUGGUGGCCUACUUCUGUGUUAUCUUCCUGUUUAACCUCAUCAUGUUUGUGGUAGUGAUGGUUCAGCUGUGUCGGAUAAAGCGGCAGAACCCCCACAACACGAGGCACCGUAAUGGGGUCCAGGACCUCCGCAGUGUGAUUGGGCUCACCCUCCUCCUGGGACUGAGCUGGGGCUUUGCCUUCUUUGCCUGGGGACCUGUCAACCUGGCCUUUAUGUACCUAUUCGCCAUCUUCAACUCUUUUCAAGGGUUCUUUAUUUUUGUGUUCCACUGUGCUGUGAAGGAGAACGUGAGGAGACAGUGGAGGACUUAUCUCUGCUGUGGUAGACUGAGGCUGGCUGAGAAUUCAGAGUGGAGCCGAACUGCAACACAAAAGACAGAAAAGAAGUCUGUUUCAGCAAACACUAGAGUCAUUUCUCUCAGCUCAGAUAACUCCUCUAGAUCCAACAAUUCCUUCAACUCUUCCAUCUUGGCCAGUGACCCCCAAGAAAGGCCUGCUGGAGGAAUAGGUAGUCCAUUUCAUGACAGGACUAUCACUGCCUUAGAAGAGCCCAGUUCAGACGUGGUCUUCAACGAGAUCAACAACCAGUUCAGAACUCAGAGAUACAGAACUCCCUGACCCUGGACCCAGGCCUUCAGCAAGUCUAGUUGGAGACUGGA